AGUAUUCAAUAUUUUAUGAUCCACCUCUCUCUUCCUCUAGUGUUUAUAAACAUGGUGAUAAUGCUAGCAAUUAGAGCUAAGAACUCACAAAAUAAUUAGCUUGAUUAAUUAUCAUCACCAUCAAAUUAAAUAAUAUUACAAUUAUUAAGAUGACAGGCACUGGUUCCCCUUGUGGUGCUUGCAAAUUUUUGAGAAGAAAAUGUAUUAAAGGAUGUGUAUUUGCUCCUUAUUUUUGCUAUGAACAAGGUGCUACACAUUUUUCAGCUAUUCAUAAGGUGUUUGGGGCUAGCAAUGUCUCUAAACUCUUAGCUCAUAUACCUGUGAGUGAUCGAGGAGAAGCCGCGGUCACCAUAGCUUAUGAAGCUCAAGCUAGACUUCAAGAUCCAAUUUAUGGUUGUGUUUCACAUAUAUUCGCUCUUCAACAACAGGUUUUUAAUUUACAAGCACAACUUGCUUCACUCAAGGAACAAGCUGCAGCUCAAAACAUACAAAAUGGUUCCAAUUAUAUUACAAACCCUAAUUAUGACAAAUUUCAAGAUGUUCAAAGUUGGUUUCAUCAUCAAUCUGAAAAUCAAAACACUAUGCCUCAAUUUGAUCAUUCUAGUUUGACAAGUAACAAUAAUAUUGGAUCAUCAAUCCCAUAUUAUGAUGAAAACAAUUACAACAACAACAUGACAUCAAAUGAUCAUAAUUACCAUAUGGGUAAUAAUUAUGAGAAUAUCAAUUUUGUGGUUCCAAUUAAGGAAAAUUUGUCAAGUUUUGAAGAAGGUGGAUCUUGCUCAGUAGAUUCUUCAUUUGACAACAACAAGCAGUGGACAUUUCAAGAUCAUGAUGUUGUUGAUGACCUUCAAUCAGUUGCCUUCAGAUAUCUUCAACAUUCUUGAGUACUACUACUACUACUACUAAGUUGAGAUGAUUAAUUACUCUUGUCAAUUUUGUAUUGCUAAAAAGAGCCUUUAUAUGACUUGACAUGAUAUAUUUGCUAGAAACCCUAGAAAAAAUGUUCAAAAAAAAAACAUCAUAAGCCUAUUAGCUAUGGUUCUGCCUACAAUUGUUUCUCCUUAGGUCAUGUGUAACCUUGGAUAUAUGUAGAAUAUUAUUAGUAUAUUUUAAUAAAAUUAAUGAUCUGUGUCUUUUAUUAA
Messenger RNA from Solanum lycopersicum (tomato), 1142 nucleotides. Its product is annotated as LOB domain-containing protein 29. NCBI's taxonomy places the organism in Eukaryota, Viridiplantae, Streptophyta, Magnoliopsida, Solanales, Solanaceae. Gene Ontology annotation, cellular component: nucleus. The record is from RefSeq and is a predicted model, not a curated record. Gene Ontology annotation, biological process: hormone-mediated signaling pathway; positive regulation of DNA-templated transcription.